Miscanthus lutarioriparius is the source of this 531-nucleotide messenger RNA. NCBI's taxonomy places the organism in Eukaryota, Viridiplantae, Streptophyta, Magnoliopsida, Poales, Poaceae. The record is from the annotation of a GenBank genome assembly.
AUGGGUUUCGACCCGAUUCGUAGGCGUGCUCCCUGUUUUGGAUGGGAAGUAGGCGUGUUUGUAGUGUUUGGGCUUCGAUUCCUGUUAUAUGAGAGUGAUUUUGGAACCCUGGGCUUCUGCUUAAGAUCAACAAAUCAAAGCGUGAUCAGCUCGGUGCCAAUCAAACCUCAACAACCAAGUUUCAUGUCUGAUCUCGACGUCACGCUUCCAUCUGCCUUUGAUCCGUUUGCUGAGGCAAAUGCUGAGGACUCUGGUGCUGGUCCCGGAACAAAGGAUUAUGUGCAUGUGCGCAUCCAGCAGCGCAACGGCAGAAAGAGUCUGACUACAGUCCAGGGACUGAAGAAAGAGUUCAGCUACAACAAGAUCCUCAAGGAUCUCAAGAAGGAAUUCUGCUGCAAUGGUACUGUAGUCCAGGAUCCAGAGCUAGGCCAGGUCAUUCAGCUCCAAGGUGAUCAGCGCAAGAAUGUUGCUACUUUCCUAGUUCAGGCUGGGAUUGCGAAGAAAGAGAACAUCAAGAUUCACGGGUUCUAA